Molecule: messenger RNA, 9177 nt
Organism: Nymphalis io (European peacock)
Lineage: Eukaryota; Metazoa; Arthropoda; Insecta; Lepidoptera; Nymphalidae
Product: ankyrin repeat domain-containing protein 50
Exons: 39
Coding region: 717-6401 (1894 amino acids)
Cellular component (GO): cytoplasm
Molecular function (GO): protein binding
Source: RefSeq, a predicted model, not a curated record
CUAUCCUCUGCUUUCUGCCGUCUGUUACUUUAGUGUACAUUUUAUGUAUUUGUCUGUUUUAUCUCAAUUCAAUAAAUUCUGUCAGUCUGUCCUGUAUCCCCUUCAGUUCAGUCUUAAAAAGUUACUCAUUGCGAGUGACGCAGGGUGUCUGCAUUGUAUAAAACGUCGCUUAGAAUGAACUUAUUUAUGUUUAAAAUCCUACAGAAUUAACUUAAUACUCAAUAGUUGGACUUAUUAGUUUUAACAUGUGAUUACAAAUGUAUAUUAUUAAUUUUAUUAGCGCACAAAAUGGACGUGAAAGUUUUUAAUCGUGGGUGUGAUGUGAUGUGAUUACGCUGGUGCAGUUCCACGGGAUUCAUUGCAGUCUAUUUCUUUUUUUUAAUCGAGCGAUCGCUGACGUCCGUGUACUUGUCAUUGCCGCAUUGAUCAUUACAAAAAAAUAAAGACCGGCUAAGCUGGACAUCACAAAAUGAUCCGUAAACAAAAAUAAAACAAACAAAAACCUACUACAAAGUCCUUAGAAUGACUGGAAUCUCCUUCGAACCUCACGUAUGUGAUAGAAACUACGUAAAUAUACCUAUUUUAAUACGAAAAAUAUCUUUUGAAGAAUCGCGUUCCUGUAGAAUUAGUGUCAAUUAGCAGAAACCAAAGUAGUCAGGAGUUUAGGCCUUUCGUGGGGCGUUGAAAUUAUUUUUUCUAACCAAAGUUAGCUUAAGAUGUCGAAUAUGCCAAUAUAUAGUCAGGUGCUGCCUAAAAAUCAGUAUAAAUCAAAGAAUUCCAAAGGCGGCACCACGAGGGAAACUCGGGCCCAGAAUGCCAGGGAUUUCGACCCUCUCAAUUUUAAUCAUGGGGGGAAUAUUCAAGUCCUAAAUGCGCCGUUAGAAAGUAGAGUUGAGAAAAUUGAGAAGAGGGAAUCGAGAAGGAAGGACGAGACUCGGGCGAGGCGCACUCAGAACAGGAAUGACGCAAACGAAGGGAAAGUUGAGGCGUAUUUGCGGCAGAACCAAGUCAGCAUACGACAGCAGCAACAUCGGCACUCCGCUGUCAGACAGGCGGAGCACCGAGUCAAUUUGAGAUCUCUGCCGCUAAAUGAAAUGUCCGUUCGCGGUCACGAUCGGACGCCAACUGACAGACAUCGAGGGUUUCCUGGUGACAGAGAAGCGGCCCGAGAGUAUAGACGCGAGCGAGAGAGAGAUAGAGAAAGAGAGAGGGAUUUCGAUUUUGAGGGGUCCCCAUUGAGUCCAAUAGCAAAGUUAGGGGAUAAAGAGCGACCAGUACGUAAGUCGACGUCCGCCCAACGCGUGUCCGAGAUGAUAUCGGCUGAUAAGCGUCGGUUCUUCUGCAGGGAGUGGGUGUUCCAGAAAAUAGCUCAUUGUUUGGAACAGAGGGCUGUUAGUAAAACGGCGGGAGCCUUGAUUUUAGGCGACGCCGGUAGCGGUAAAACAGCGCUUUGCCAGGAGCUGAGUCAGCCCGGGGCCGGCCCGCAGGCGCGCCAGCAACGCGCGCUCAACAGGCGACUUCUCGCUAGACAUUUUCUACAGGGUCCAGGAGAAACCAGUCAGCGCCCGGGCGAGUUCGUCCGUUCAUUAGCCAUGCAGAUAUUGAGCCACUCUUCCCACGCCAGACCCAACGAAAGAGACCAAUCACCGAAAGACGACAGUACGCCUAACAGCAAUAGAAGAAAUUCUACGGAAGAAAAUUUAAUAAUGCGCUUCAAAGAUCUGGGUGACGACGGGGAAGAGAGCUCGAAACCUCUCCUGGCUGAUAGCGAAGACACACGCACGGACGAAGAGGAGUGUCGCGCCGGAGCUGACGCGCCGCUCAGCAGCGCUCAGAUACAUUUGCCAGAAAUAAUGCCCCGGGCCAGCGUGAAGCCGACGAACCCGUUCGUAAACGACGAACAAUCAGAAAACCGCCUCUACGAGAAUCAUGAAAACUUAUUUCUUCGUAACAUUUCUCAGCGGCAGUCGAAAGAGUUGCGCAAUUCCAGACUUCUCCGACAAAGCUCGGAACCGCUAACCGAGAAAAAGACAACCGUUCUACAGAAGAGCCUCUCAACGGAACAGAGAGACGACGAGAAGUCCAAAGAAUCCAAAGAGAUUAACAAUAGUCCGCCGAAAUCUAGAAUUCCGGUAGCGAAUUUCCGUUAUCCGAACAAAAGUGAUCUGAGGCCAAAUUCAGCGGAAAAUUCGCCGAAGAAAACCGAAGCCAGAGCUCCCUCGCCGAAGGACGACGAUUUGCCGGAGUACCAGAACGUAAUCCACCAGCCGGAAGAUGAUAUACAAACAGAUUUGGAAAAACUAUUAGAGAAGAAACGCUCUGCUUCCGAAGACGUUCCUCCACCGAUACCAAGCCUCCCGGUCAACCCUAGAACGUUGAUAGCCAAUGCGUAUUAUGAGAAGCUUCUAUCUGAAACGGAGAUACAACAGGCGUUGCUUCCUCAGAAUCUAGAUAAAAAUCCAGACGAAUGCUUCAAGAAGGCUAUACUGUUUCCGCUGUUGGAAAUAGAUCCCCCCAAGCAAUGUCUGUUUUUGUUGGUCGAUGCGAUUGAUGAAGGGUCUACGACUGGUUCGGGCUGUGCUCCGGGCUCAUGCGAGGUCGAAGGCUCGGAGGGCGGCGUGGGGGCGCUGCUGGCGAGACAUCAGCACCUCCUGCCGCACUGGCUGCUGCUGGUGGCGAGCGCAAGGCGACACUCGCGACCGCUCACUAAGUUGUUCACCGGGUUCCGCAAGAUAAUUCUGGAUGAACUCCAACGAGCACACGUCUCGGCCGACGUGCAGCGCUACGUUCUCGCCCGCUUGGAUACGGAACCGAGAUUACGAGCGCGGGUGUCCAGCGACUCGGCAGCGGCUGCAGCGGCUGCGGCUGCGCUGGACCAUUUGCGGAUCAAAAGCGAUGGCUGUUUGCUUUAUCUGGAGAAGGUGCUAGAUGGUGUGGCUGAUGGUUUUAUAGCGUUGCGUGAAAUCCGCGAGAUCCCCGGCACCCUCAACGGCCUCUACCUGUGGCUGGCGCAGCGUCUGUUCCACGGGAGACGAUUCAACAAGGUUCGCCUGUUGCUGGACGUGUUGCUGGCCGCCCGCUGCGGGGUGACUGAGGACAUGCUGUACAAGUGCCUGCUCAGCAAGGAGUACAGCGUGACGCGCGAGGACUUCAAUCGACGUCUACACCUUCUUAGACGGAUCCUGGUGAUGGAGCGCUCCACUGGGUACAUGAGCCUGUUCCACCACUCGUUCGCCACGUGGCUGGUGGACGUGAAGCACUGCACGCGCCGCUACCUGUGCGCGCCCGCGGACGGACACGGGGCGCUCGCCAUGUACUACACGCUGGACGCCAAGCGGCUGAGCGCUCUGGAGAUCCACAACUACGUAUACCACAUGACACACAUCGAGCAGCAUUUAGCGUCGCAAAAAAAGAACAAAGCUGGUGAUGAAGAUGAACCUCUAGAUCUGCACACGCUCAUCCUGUUAUGGGUCCUGGAUUCCGGGUGUGACGUCGAAGCAGCUCUGAAACGUGAAAUUGAAGUGAAACAUGCUGAUGUUGAAAAUACAAUGAAUGAAGAUGCUAAAUUGGAAGAUAAGGACGUGGACCCAGAGUCUGAAGGCAGGGAGUCGACGUCAUGCAGAUCGCUUGAACCUUCUACCCUCGAGAACAUCAUGCCAGAACUAGUGAACGGCUCAAGCUCCAGGUGGCCGAGAGACAGACGGGUAUUGAGGGCACUGCUCGAGCUCAGCCGGACGGACUCAGCUCCCACUGAGCCGGAGGAAGACGUCAACGAUUUGCUGUCAACAGAUCAAGCUAUCGAAAGCGAGGACAACAAUGACGGGACUGGGGACGAACACGAAGACGCUCUGCUGUUAGACCCGAGCACGGUCCACGAGCUGGCGAGCAAGGGGGACGAGGAGGCCUUGAUCGCUUUGCUGAAGCGCCGGCCGGAGCUGAGCCGCGCGCCGGACGCGGCGGGCAGCACGGCGCUGCACGCCGCCGCCCGCAGCGGCCGCGCCGCCUGCGCCGCCGCCCUGCUGCGCGCCGGCGCCUCGCCCGCCGCCGCCGACUGCGACGGCUGGAGCCCGCUGCGAGCCGCCGCCUGGGCGGGCCACACCGAGGUCGUGGACGUUCUACUGGAACACGGAUGUGACGUCGACUGUGUGGACGCGGACAACCGAACUGCUUUACGGGCCGCGGCGUGGUCCGGUCACGAAGCGGUGGUGGCGCGCCUGCUGGCGGGCGGGGCUCAGCCGGAGCGGGCCGACGCGGAGGGCCGCACGCCGCUGAUGGCAGCCGCCUACAUGGGCCACGCCGACAUCGUUCGGCUGCUGCUGGACGCCGGGGCCGGACCUGACCACGCCGAUCAUGACGGUCGCACGGCGCUGGCGGUGGCGGCGCUGUGCGGCGCGGGCGGCGCGUGCGCGGCGCUGCUGCUGGAGCGCGGCGCCGACCCCGCGCGCGCCGACCGCGACCGCGCCACGCCGCUGCUCGUCGCCGCCUUCGAGGGGCACACCGAGAUCUGCGAGCUGCUGCUGGAGGCGGAGGCGGACCUGGAGGCCGGCGACGGCGCGGGGCGCACGGCGCUGUGGGCGGCGGCGUCGGCCGGCCACGCCGACACCGUGCGCCUGCUGCUGUUCUGGGGCGCCUGCGUGGACUCCAUGGACGCCGAGGGCCGCACCGUGCUCAGCACGGCCGCCGCGCAGGGCAACGUAGAGGUCGUGCGACAGUUACUCGACCGUGGUCUGGAUGAACACCAUCGUGAUAACUCGGGCUGGACUCCGCUACAUUAUGCAGCUUUUGAAGGACACGUGGAAGUCUGCGAAGCCUUACUGGAAGCUGGGGCGAAGGUAGAUGAAGCAGAUAACGACGGCAAGGGUCCUCUCAUGCUAGCCGCGCAGGAGGGCCAUACACGACUUGUCGAAAUCCUCAUAGACCAAUGGGGAGCCCCCGUAGACCAAAGAGCUCAUGAUGGAAAGACAGCUUUAAGGCUGGCGGCGCUGGAGGGGCACUUCUCUAGCGUGUCGGCGCUGCAGGCGCGCGGCGCGGACGUGGACGCGCUGGACGCCGACCGGCGCUCCACGCUGUACGUGCUGGCGCUCGACAACCGCCUCGCCAUGGCGCGCCAGCUGCUCGCGUGCGGCGCCAGCGUGCACAGCGGCGACACCGAGGGCCGAACUCCACUGCACGUAUCCGCGUGGCAAGGUCACACGGAGAUGGUCAACAUGCUCAUCAAAGUCGGCGGCGCGGCGGUGGACGGGCGCGACCGCUGCGCGCGCACGGCGCUGCACGCGGCGGCGUGGCGCGGGCGCGCCGGCGUGCUGCGCGCGCUGCUGCAGCGCGGGGCCUCGCCCGCCGCCGUCUGCACGCAGGGCGCCACGCCGCUCGGCAUAGCCGCGCAGGAGGGACACGAGGAGUGCGUGCUGUGGCUGUUGCAGCACGGGGCUGACCCUCUGCAGGCGGAUCAUUGCGGUCGGACCCCAGCGAAAGUAGCGUGGCGGGCCGGACACGCGAACAUCUGCCGCCUGCUGGAGCGCUGGUCGGCGCCCUCCGCCCCCGCCGCGCCCGUCGCCCCCGCGCCCGUCGCCCCCGCGCCCGCCGACGACCUGCUGCGACCCGGGAGGACGGGCUCACCAGAUUAUAAACGUCGGAGCGUCCACAGUUCGAAUUCGACCAAGUCAUCGUCCAACUUGACGGGAGGAUCUAAUCGUUCGCACGAACAGAACGAAGAAACGCCGCUCGAUAAAGCGCGCGCGCCGCCGCCGCUGUCGUUCGCGCAGCAGGUGGCGCGCUGCGGGCGCGGCCGGCGCGCCGACUGCGAGCGGGCCAUCCCCGAGGACUGCGCGCUGGAGCGGGACUGCCGCCUCAGAAGUUAUGUUGCAAACGAGCGAGACGUCGAACUCCGCGGCUAUGCGUGCGAAAGAGACAGACGACGCGAACAGAGACACGGGGCGGCCAGUCCGCUGUACGCGUCCCCGCCAAGGAGUCCCAGCGAGCCGAGGAGCCCUUCACCUUUACCUGAGUCACAACCCCCCAGCCUAACAAACGUGCAGCCAACGGUGUCCGACACGCACUUCAACAGGGACACCCAUAUGCGAAUCAUACUUGGGCGUGGACGAGAUAAACCGGCAGCUGAGCGGCAGGACAGCGAGGUGGUAUUCUCGACGCGGAUCGCGUACAAACGAAUGAUCGGCAGUCUGGGGAGAGCGAGAGGCAGGAUAUUUAAACAAACUAAGAACAAGAGGAAUGGCAUCGUGACAAACCCAGCGAUGCGUCUAGUCGCUAACGUUAGAAACGGGCUUGAUAAUGCAGCGGCAAAUAUCCGUCGUACGGGCGUCGCGUUGGCCGCCAGCGCCAGCUCGGCCAACCCAGCCGUCAAAACCAACGCGUUCCAGUGGAGGAAAGAGACGCCGUUAUAAAUACACUGCGAAGACAGGGACGGUAGACAUUGCAAUACAUGUCUGUGUUUCUACAUUGUUUUCAUAUUGAUAUUUGCUAAAAGCAACACCAGCGAGAUGUGGCUUAUAUAAUCGAGUUGCAUAACGUCUAUAUAGAAUCGAUUUUUUUUUUUUUGUAAUAGAACAAAUCAUAAUUUUGCUAACAAUUCUGCGAUUAAAAUACGUAAAUAUACACUCUAAGGUACAAUUUAUAUAACCGUAUAACACAGGAUCGAUUAUAUUUUUUAAUAUGAGUCAUUAAUUAUUAUUAAAUUCAUGAUUAUGUUAACGUUUCUACGAUUAAAAUACGUAAUUAUACAUUCAUAGAUGUAGUCGGAAACGACGUCAUAAUCGAGACGAAAUAUCGAAUAGGAAUCGAUUAUUUUUUAAAUAUCGAAUAUCAUUUUGACAGAUUAUAUUACUACUCCGAAGAUCUAAAUCUUCAUUACUCUGUAUUAUUUAAUCUGUGUACUGAUUUUGGAUCCUCAGACCAGGCUGUUGAACAAAAAAAAUAGCUCGAUAAUAUUUUGGUCACAUACGUAUAAAAUAAGCGGGUGAUGAGUUGCUAUGCUUUUUAUGGCAGGCGCUAACAACAAGAAUAUAACGGUUUUAUUUUCGCCGUAUAUAUUCGAUAUACUGCAACGGAAUUUUUAUGUCGAGGCAUUAGACAGAGACAAAAAACGUUUGCUGCAAGGCUCGAUGUGUGUUUUCGGUUCUAAGUUGCAAAGACGUAUCAACAAAUGUAUAUCUAUCUCUGUUUAAAUAAUCAAUCGUCAGUCGCUUUAGAUAAUUUAAAAGCACUCAUCGUUCUCCCUCUCCCUUAUGUGAAUUGAUUAUUUAAGAAAGGAAUAAAUAUAUGUCAUUCUUAUGUUUUUCAAAUUCACAGUUAUUUCAAGUUUUACAAAUCGUAUUUUGUUAGAAUAAUAUGUUAUGCAACAGCGAUUCUAUUGUAGCGUCAGAAAAAUAAUUGGAAGCAUUUAAUCAUUAGAUUUGUUUGAUUGGAAUAUUUUUAAUACAAGACUUCAGCGUUCAAUUAAGCACUAAAAUUGAUAGCGCUGCUGACAGGCGUCAACUGUCGUCAUCCUACCUGUAUGAUCCAUUCCAGAAUUUAGAACUGUAUAUUUGAAUAAUAUAUCUCCUUAUAUAAAAAAAAAAAUGAAUCUCACUCCACGUGAUAUUUUCACGAAAUAACUUCAUUUAGUAAUUAACGUGAUAAAAAAGAACUUAUUUGAAGUGGUGGCUUUCGGUAAAAAAACGGAUCCCAUUCAAAAAAUCAUGGUCACAUUGCUCAGAAUUCCAACCAAAAAUAUUACAAGUUAUGCGAUUGAAUUGCAAAUUCAAUAUAUAAUCCUAACUUGGAAUAAUCCCUUACGUUCAAGUAAACUUAACUCUUAGUUAUUGGAGAAAAUAAGUAUAUUAAUAAUUUCUUACAAGGAGGCUUUAUUCAAUCUCAAUAAACUUAUUUCACCCAUAUCUGGUAACGCAUAAUUAAAAAACUACAAAAAAAUUACAAGGCAUUUAUUGUUUAAUAUGAUUGUAAUUUAAAAAUACUAAAAGAAAGUAACAAUGUAUGUAUUCAAUUAAAAAUAUAACCCCCUAUAUACAAACGGACGCACCUAUACUGUUCAAAUUGCCGGUUGGCGUGGUUGGUAGAUACUUGCCUUUCACGCCGAUGGUUGUGGGUUCGAUUCCCACCCAGGACAGACAUUUGUGUGCAUGAACAUGUCUGUUUGUCCUGAGUCGGUGUAAUUAUCUAUAUAAGUAUGUAUUUACAAAAGAAAAUAGUAUAUCAGUUGUCUGAUUUCCAUAGUACGAGCUCUGCUUAGUUUGGGAUCAGAUGGCCGUCUGUGAAUAAUGUCCCAGGAUAUUAUAUAAUCCAAUCUUAAAUCUGACGUUUACCCGGAGAAAUACUAUGUCUAGAAAUGUCUAGUGCCUACAACUGGCUAAUAGUUAAAUGCCAUUCAGUGGCAUUUAUAAGACUAUAUAAGACUCGACAGUCUCGGCCGAGUUUUACUAUCGUAUAAUUAUUAUACGUAAUUUUAUUAUUUAAUAAAUUAAAGGCGUUUCACCUCAUGUACCUAAAACAAGUAAUUUAAGAGCUAAAUUGCUAAAGAUAUAUUAAAGCACGCCUUAUAAUCCAUUUUAUCGGUAAAGUUGUAUUUUUAGAAUUAUCUAAAAAUUAUAUAAAUUAUAAGUAAUCGUGUAUGAUUUAUUGCAAUUUAAUUUAUACAAUAUUUAAACAAUUUUAAUUUUAGCAAAUAUGUUAUAUAACUCAUUAUGAUAAAUACAUUCUAGCUUAUUGGUGGAUUGACAGAAAGGUCAGAAAAAUAUAAGCGAUUUUUGACAACAAUAAUUAUAAUAUUUAAAGGACACAUGCUUCAAAAUGGCUGUCAAAUUUCUUCCCUAGAGAUUUUUAUCAAAAUUUUGACAUUCAUUUGACAUUUUUGUCAUAAUUUUUGUUUAAAAUUUGUAUAAAUUGAAUCGAAAUAAAUUAUACGAAUUAUACAUCGUUAUACUAUACGUAUAAUUUAGACAUUGUAUAAUAUAUCCUUUAACUAACCUACUACUCGUUCCAGUAAAAUGUAAUCAAUGAAAUAUAUAUUUUAUUAUCAUCGUAUAACCAAAUUGUGACAAAUCAUUUAUUUAAUAAUACUUUAGCAAGUUAAAUAAAUAAUAACAAGCUUUUAUUUAAUCUGUGUACUGAAAUAAAUUAAAUAUAAUUUAGUAUAUAUUACAUAUAGACUUUAUUUGUCACAGG